CCCAAUGUCCCAAAGCUGUUAUUUGAUGUCAAUUUGUGUGAACUGGUUGGCGUUUAUGGUGUUUUGUUGCUGUUCUUUGUUCUCUGCAAAUGCUUUUGUUUCGUUACGGUGAUUGCCGCUGCUACCUUUCACAGUUGGCUUUCUCCAUCUUCUAACUCGUCCCUGUUUCCCAAAAUCUAUGUCCCGGCUCAACAAACGAGGUAGAUCAAAUACAAUGAGCUUUGGAGAGGCGGUGAAUGAAGAGAAGUCGAGAUUGAGAGCGCAGAUAGGUUCGAGGCCGCCGAGGUGUGAGAGGAGAUGUAACUCAUGCAAGCGCUGCGAAGCCGUUCAAGUGCCUACAAAUCCCAGCAGGUCUUCUUCUUCAAUGUUAAUCUCUGUCCCCGAUGUUGCUGCCUAUGAAAGAGGAGAUGCAAACUCCAAUUACAAGCCCAUGAGUUGGAAAUGCAAAUGUGGGAACUUCAUCUUCAACCCUUGAAAUACAGUUUUCUGUUUUCCAUUUCAUAAACACAUAUUUUAUGUUCUU
This is a messenger RNA of Hibiscus syriacus, 523 nucleotides long. RefSeq names its product EPIDERMAL PATTERNING FACTOR-like protein 2. The transcript has 2 exons. Gene Ontology annotation, biological process: stomatal complex development; guard cell differentiation. The coding region runs from base 179 to 475 and encodes 98 amino acids. The record is from RefSeq and is a predicted model, not a curated record. NCBI's taxonomy places the organism in Eukaryota, Viridiplantae, Streptophyta, Magnoliopsida, Malvales, Malvaceae.